CUAAAAUAAACAAUCUAAAGAGAAAUAUUCAUUGUCUAAUUCAUGAUGUUUAUCUUUUUCUUUUGCCAUUAGGAGACCUUAUUUCUGAGAAGUGCCAUAGACUGGAUAAGCAAACAUGAGGAUAGCAGGCGCUGCAAAGUUGGUGGUGGCUGUUGCAGUAUUUCUAUUGACAUUUUAUGUUAUUUCUCAAGUAUUUGAAAUUAAAAUGGAUGCAAGUUUAGGAAAUCUAUUUGCUCGAUCUGUGCUGGACCCAGCCACCCGCCCUACAAAGCCUCCCAGGUACAAAUGUGGAAUCUCAAAAGCAUGUCCUGAGAAGCAUUUUGCUUUUAAAAUGGCCAGCGGAGCAGCCAACGUCGUGGGGCCCAAGAUCUGCCUAGAAGACAACGUUUUGAUGAGCGGUGUCAAAAACAAUGUUGGAAGAGGAAUAAAUGUUGCCUUGGUAAAUGGGAAGACAGGGGAGGUACUAGACACCAAAUAUUUUGACAUGUGGGGUGGAGAUGUGGCACCAUUCAUCGAGUUUCUGAAGAACAUACAAGAUGGAACCAUAGUGUUAAUGGCAACAUACGAUGAUGGAGCAACCAAACUCACCGACGAGGCGCGGCGGCUCAUUGGUGAGCUGGGCAGUACAUCUAUCACUAGUCUUGGUUUCCGCGAUAACUGGGUCUUCUGUGGUGGGAAGGGGAUUAAGACCAAAAGCCCCUUUGAACAGCACAUCAAGAACAAUAAGGAUACAAACAAGUACGAAGGAUGGCCCGAGGUGGUGGAGAUGGAAGGAUGCAUCCCCCAGAAGCAAGACUGAAGGGAGCGCGAAGACGGGAGGAACGCACUUUGAUUCCGACGCGGCAGGCUAUAAAGCCGCCGCUCCACUCCGUGUACAUAUUCCAGCAGCAUGCGGCCGUUCAGGGUGUGCACGAGCAAGAUCGUCUCUGUCGAUUCCAGGAUUAUUUAUUGUUAACAUAAAUGACUACCUUUGUAAAUAGCCCUCAGAUCACUAAACCCCUUUUAAGCACAUUUCCCUACAAGAACAAUUUGUAGACUUCAGUGGCAAUAAUGUACUUUAGUACGGAAAGCAUAUUCGGUGGGUAACCAGGCAGGCUACAUAGGCAUUGAUUUAUAUUCUGGUUGCUGUGAAACUCUGUCCUGGAAAAACAUGGCUUUUAGGGAGGAAAUUUUAUUCGUACAUACAUAUGUCUCUGUAUAAAUAUCUGGCAUGUGAUGGCAGUAUCCUUUAAAUUAAAGAGAUUUUUGACUAGUUGUAUGUAUAAUGUUAUCUUACAGUCUGGCCCCUGGCGUACCUCUUUUCGUAGUCUUAAUUUUUUUUCCUUCCAAAGAAAGCAAGAAAUAAAAUAUUUCACAUGAAAAUUUUCAUCAGGUUUGUGAAAAGCACAAUGUUUUUUUUUUAUAUAUAUAUAUAUACACUGAAAAUGAACAUUAAUGUAGGUGUCAUUUUGGGCUCACCUUCUGGAUUUUGUGUUAGCAGUGUGAAUUAUGUGAUUUGUGUAAGCUUUUUAGAGUCCGCCUACAGGUGGGACCGAAUUGGAGAACCAGGCCAGGUCUCUUCCUCAACCUAACCAGAUCGUUCACAACAGCUGGGUCAGCGCCCCCAGGGCAAUGCAGGCUCACGUCUGCUUGGUUGCUGUCACUGACCACGUGGAUUACUCUGCUUGUCACAGCGUUGAUUUGUAAACCAAGAACUUCUGUUAUUUACUUCUCACUUCAUAGUAGCCACCGCUGCCUGGAAUUGCAACUGAAUAUUUUAAAAAGCCCUAAUUAAUUUAUUAGGGCACCAAUACCUAUCAUAUGUGACAUGUAUGGAAUACUUAAAAUGCAACGUAAAUAAAUGGAGGGCUCAUGCUGCCUUUUCAUGGGAUGAAGCAACACUUAAAAUUUGAACCUAAAAUUUAGGUGGCUUGUAUAAAAAUCAAAAAGCAGUAUUUGCUAUUUUGUUAAAAGCUGGAAGCAAUUCACAUAUUUCUUGAAUAUUACUGACCUUGUGUUACUGUUUCUUCUCAAGAACUGAAUGUAGUAGUUCGUAAAGAGUCUUGUCUUCUGUCUUCAGGCAAGUUUUGUAAACUUUUAAGAGUUCUGGUGCUUCUAUCCUAACUCAUGCCCAACAUGCAUGUCUUGACAUGUAAAAUAUUUCCCUUGAUUCUAUUAGUUGUUUUACAGUUUCUGGGGAUUGGAAAAAAUAAAUGUUGCAGGUUUUGUUUUUUGUCUUUUUAAUAAUGUAAGUACUCUUGGUUGCACAUUGUGAAUUGUGUCUGUGUGUAUUUGACAAAGUACAUACUGUAUCUGCAAAACAUCACAUGACUGUCUUUUUUGACAAUUUUUUUUGUACUUAACAUUUAAAAAUUAAGUCUUUGCAUUAAACACAGUAAUAUUCUCUGGAUAUAUUUGAACAUGUGUAGAAAUUAAGUUGCUUGACAACAGACUAUCCCUUUGGAUUUUACUGACCGGAGAGAUGGCUCUUGCAGUGUAAAGUGUGAGAAGAGUAACCCUGGUUAUGGAACUGCUACAGUGCAAUUGUUUUCGUCUGGCUCCUGUCUUGUGUUGGUUGCACCAGCAUUACUGGAAGCAAUAAUCGACUGUUUUACGUUCACAUCAGCCUUAGAAGUGAAACAAUGCUCGUUUGGUGUUGAGAAUUUUCUUUAUUAAAGUCAAAACUCUAA
Myodes glareolus (Bank vole) is the source of this 2669-nucleotide messenger RNA. Lineage: Eukaryota; Metazoa; Chordata; Mammalia; Rodentia; Cricetidae. The record is from RefSeq and is a predicted model, not a curated record.